Molecule: messenger RNA, 1263 nt
Organism: Dalotia coriaria
Lineage: Eukaryota; Metazoa; Arthropoda; Insecta; Coleoptera; Staphylinidae
Product: probable RNA-binding protein 46
Exons: 5
Coding region: 35-1174 (379 amino acids)
Cellular component (GO): nucleus
Molecular function (GO): mRNA binding
Source: RefSeq, a predicted model, not a curated record
CAAAUCGGAAAACACCUUAGACAAAAUAAUCAAAAUGUUACAAUUAGUAGAGGCAACUACAAUGGAACGUAUUGAAGCAUUACUGGCACGCACUGGCUACCACAUUGAACAAGACAAUGGCCAACGCGUAUUUUUCAACCCCAUGAAUGACUCUAUAAAUCCACCACGAGGAUGUGAGAUAUUUGUUGGGAAACUUCCUCGAGAUAUUUUUGAAGACAUACUGGUACCGAUAUUCGAACGUGCCGGUGCGAUUUUUAAGCUUCGGUUGAUGAUGGAUUUCAAUGGAAGAAAUCGCGGCUUUUGCUUCGUGACCUAUUUUCGCGUAGACGUUGCCAACGCAGCUGUUAAAAUGUUCGACGGCUACGAGCUACGACAGGGAUGCAAGAUCGGCGUAUUUAAGUCGUUGGACAACACACGUCUUUUUGUUGGCGGCAUACCGUUGGACAAAACGAAGAAAGAAGUGCAGGACGCGUUCAAUGAGUUUGUUGAUGGCAUUAAGGACGUGAUAAUGUAUCCGUCCAGCCUCAAUCAGAGCGUUAACCGAGGGUAUGUGUUCAUAGAGUUUGAGAAUCAUCGUUAUGCGGCGAUAGCACGCCGUCGCCUCCAGCCCGGAUCGCUGAUCCUGUGGGAGUCGAAUAUAUUGGUUGAUUGGGCCGAACCACUGCCCGACCCUGAUCCCAACAUUAUGUCGAGGGUUACUAAGUUGUAUUGUCGUAAUAUUGCGGUGGGUCUCUCGCCCGAGAAGUUUCAAAUGGAAAUUGGGAAAUUAAUUCCGAUGCAGUUGGUGCACAAAGUCCAUAAGAAGAACGAUUAUGCGUUUAUUCACUUGUAUAAUCGCACUGCUGCAGAAAAUGCCCUUGAAAAAUUAUCUGGUGCUGAAAUACUUGGAAGAAAGCUUGAAGUUACAUGGGCUCGUCCUGAAUUCUAUAGCAAUUUACACACCAGAAACACUGAGCCAAAUCAUUUCUGCUUGUCUAUUCCGGCUAAAAUAAGGCGACUUAUUCGAAUUCGCCAAGCGUUGAAGAAUCCGCCUCCGAUUUCACCAAUGAUGGCGAAUAAUUUUAUUUUUCCACCUGCACCACACCAUUUGGCACCGUUCCCCCCUGCGAUCCCACAACACCUGCCUUUUCAUCCAAAUCUGUUUGUGCUUCACGAAAACGGUAUGAUGUUCUAAUGGAAAUUCACGGAUCGCCUCAUGUCAUAUUUAAAAAGACAGAUUUUCCUGAUUGCUAUUAUAAUUAGUAAAAUUAUUUCCUUGACAUG